AAACAAUAAGAGGAAUAUACAUUAUAAAAAAAAAUGAAGAUAAGUGCAGCGCUCAUACUGUCACUCAGUAUAUUUUCCAUAAGAUAUCAUAGCACAAUGAGCAGUAGCUGGGAACGCAUUCGUCUACGUGUCGAGACCAAAGAGGGUUUCGAGCCGGUUACCAAUAAUAAUGUGAGCGCUGAUGGACGCACUAUAUCCGCACAUAUAUUGGACACCACAGUGGGUCAGGCGGCAGCCAAUGUUAACAUAACCAUUUACCGCCUGGAGGGCGAAAACAACUGGCAGAAAUUGAAUGUGGAAACAACCAAUCAGGAUGGUCGUGUGAACCAAUUAGUGCCCGCCUCGCACUACAAAGCCGGCAUCUAUAAGUUACACUUUGAUGUGAAACCAUACCAUGCUGAACGUGGCGUUAAUAGUUUCUAUCCGUUUAUUGAAAUUGUAGUACAGUGUGAACAGGGUCAACACUACCAUAUUCCAUUGCUAUUGAAUCCCUUUGGUUAUACAACCUACAGAGGUACUUGAAUGAAAGUAAAAUAUUAUAUAAAAUAAAUAAAAGAUUUUUUAAGAAACCUCC
Molecule: messenger RNA, 574 nt
Organism: Zeugodacus cucurbitae (melon fly)
Lineage: Eukaryota; Metazoa; Arthropoda; Insecta; Diptera; Tephritidae
Product: 5-hydroxyisourate hydrolase
Exons: 2
Coding region: 34-522 (162 amino acids)
Biological process (GO): purine nucleobase metabolic process
Molecular function (GO): hydroxyisourate hydrolase activity
Source: RefSeq, a predicted model, not a curated record